Molecule: messenger RNA, 393 nt
Organism: Sinocyclocheilus grahami
Lineage: Eukaryota; Metazoa; Chordata; Actinopteri; Cypriniformes; Cyprinidae
Product: helicase SKI2W-like
Exons: 3
Coding region: 1-393 (130 amino acids)
Source: RefSeq, a predicted model, not a curated record
AUGGCAACAGCAGCUGAUGCUGGGAAGCCGACAGUGCUGCAUUCUCAGUUCAGACUGACCUACACCAUGAUCCUGAAUCUGCUGCGUGUGGAGGCCCUGAGGGUCACCGACAUGAUGAGGAGGAGCUUUUCUGAGAACCACAGGGAUACGCAGGCUCAUGAGAAGAGAAUAAGUGAGCUGAGAAACACACUCUCAUCUCUCCCUCCGCUGGACACAGAGGGGCAGUUAUCUGAUUUAGUGUCAUAUUACCACACCAUCACAGAGCUGUGCAUCACCACAGAGACCCUGCAGGUGCACGCACACAAACACACACAUUUAUAUGAGCACAGUGUACGCUAUCACAGAGCUCAAACACUGGAUUCACAGCAUUUGGCCGAUUACAUGCAUUUGUAA